ACCGAGCUGGCCACGGCUCAAGCUCGAUUGGCAAGGCAGCAGCUGACAGGAGUAGGAGUUGGUUUCUUCCGCUUCAGGGCAUCUCGAAUUCCCGAUCUGUUGCAGCGGAGGCAGCGAGUGACAGGGGAUUCGCCGGGAAUAGAGUGACUUGGGAUCAUUCAGCGGAGGGGAAGAAAGCCGGAGAUCGGGGAAGAUGUGCAUGGACAGAGCCGCCGUGCCGGUGAAGAGGGUCUGGCUCGGCCUCGUUGCGCGCCUCGGCCUCCGACGAAAGACCGGCCUGAGGAAGCUGAGGAAGGAGGUGCGGACGUGCGAGUACCGCGACGUGCACGUCAUGUGGGAGAUGCUCAGGACGACGGACGGGCCGGUGCCGCUGGCCGAGAAGGAGGCCGCCGCAGCCGCGGCUGUGGCGGCGGCCACCAGCGCCAGGAAGAAGAAGAACGCGUGGAGGCGGUUCAUCUACUACUGCUGCGCGUUCUGAGCGGCUCAUCGAUCAGCCUCAAGGAUGAACCUUUCUACUGAUCCUAGCUCCUGAAAGAUCAAAGAUCGCUAGCUUUCUGGUCUCUGGACUCGGAUCUUGAGCUCGAUCGCGGGUUCUGCUCUUGGCCGGUGUCGACAGCGAGCAACCGAGGAGCUCAGCUCGUCCGAGACUACUGCUCCCCGGCGAAGAUCGAUCGCCCCGGCGAGAGAGGAUGUGGUACAUAGGAAGAGUUUGGAGUAAGUGUAGAGGGAAAGAAGAUCGCGAGUUGAUCGAGAUGUAUACAAAAAUAACUCGAACAAAGGCUUUUGGUGUUGAUCCGUGUCAGUGCAAAUUCUCCUCAAAAAAAGAAAUUACCCACCCAGGUGUUUCCCCCCCUC
This is a messenger RNA of Panicum hallii, 855 nucleotides long. RefSeq lists its product as uncharacterized. The transcript is spliced from 2 exons. The record is from RefSeq and is a predicted model, not a curated record. Lineage: Eukaryota; Viridiplantae; Streptophyta; Magnoliopsida; Poales; Poaceae. Bases 194 to 478 code for a protein of 94 amino acids.